Molecule: messenger RNA, 2819 nt
Organism: Trichosurus vulpecula (common brushtail)
Lineage: Eukaryota; Metazoa; Chordata; Mammalia; Diprotodontia; Phalangeridae
Gene: CCDC102A
Product: coiled-coil domain containing 102A
Cellular component (GO): myosin complex
Source: RefSeq, a predicted model, not a curated record
GCCGGGCCAGGCCGGGCCAGGCUGGGCCGGGAGCGAGGUGGCCCAGCAUCUGAGGACACCUCUGUGAAGGAAUCAACCGGCCCAGCUGGACAGUGAGGGCAUGACCAGCUGCUGCCAUCAGUCACCACACAGGGACAGGACCCCAACCAGACAUGCUACCUGCAGGACCCCUGUAAGGGCCACAAUGAUCAGCCAGAGGUGCCGCCGCACCCUGCUUCCUGAGUCAGGCUCUGCUGUUUCCAGAAUCAGCUGAGUUUGCCCUCGUGCCACCAGCCAAGUCCAGAGUGUGAGUCCUGCUCUUUGGUGCAUGCACCAUGAGUCACAGUGCCAGCUCCAGGCUGGCCGACUCUCCACAGCUCUCCAAGAGCAGCCUCUUGAACAUCCUGGGCAGUCCUUCGCCUGAGCGCAUGGGCCUAGCCGACUCUCUGCCCCCCACCCCACAGAGCGGGACCCCAUCUCCAGGGCCCCCACCACUGCCCCUGUUGCCUGGUGGGUCCCCGGGGCUGGAUGGUGACUGGGAGAGCCGGGAAGAACUGCGCCUUCGAGAACUGGAGGAGGCCCGGGCCCGGGCGGCCCAGAUGGAGAAGACCAUGCGCUGGUGGUCAGACUGCACUGCCAAUUGGAGGGAGAAGUGGAGUAAGGUGAGAGCUGAACGCAACAAGGCACGGGAAGAGGUGCGCCAACUUCGACAGAAGCUGGAGGCAUUGACUAAGGAGUUGACAGGGGCCCGUCGGGAGCGGCAAGAGGCCCUGAACCAGAGUGAACAGCUGAGCAAGGAGGUGGCUCGACUUAAGGGGGCCCGGCUGCAGGAGGAGGAAGAGGAGGAGAACCAUCAGGAGGGAGAGGAGGCUUGUGAAGAGAAGGGCAGGGGCAAGGAGAAGGAACUGGACAAUAGAGUGGCCUCAGAGAAGGAGAGCCAGGGGGGUGGCCCUGAGCAGGAGCCCGUGCGUGAUGUGGGCUUUGAAAAGCCAGCCAAGAAUAAAGAGCUGGAGCUGAUGGAGAACCUUCUGAAGAGUAAGCAAGAGGGGCCUGAGAACUGGGAGGCACGAAGCAUGGGGAGUGUCCGUGCUACCUUCAGCCGGCAGGAGCGAAGCCGACUACUCUGGGAGGAGGUGUCCACCAUCGAGGAAGAUGUCACCAAGGUGACUGCCCUGAAGCUUCGGCUGGAUGAGUCCCAGAAGGUGCUGCUCAAGGAACGAGAGGAUAAGCUGUCACUGAGCAAGAACAUUGAAAAACUGGAAGGGGAGCUCAGCCAGUGGAAGAUCAAAUAUGAGGAGCUAAACAAAAACAAGCAGGAAGUACUGAAGCAGCUCAACAUCCUCAAAGAAAUGCAUCAGGAUGAACUGGGCCGUAUGUCAGAGGACCUGGAAGAUGAACUUGGAGCUCGGUCCAGCAUGGACAAAAAGAUAGCAGAACUUCGGAGUGAGAUGGAGCGUCUGCAGGCAGAGAACGCUGCUGAGUGGGGUCGCCGAGAGCGGCUUGAGACAGAGAAGCUAAAUCUUGAGAGGGAAAACAAGAAGCUUCGAGCGCAGAUUGAGGACCUAGAGGAGGUGCUGGCCCGCAAGCGGCGCCAGACAGCCAGCGCCCUGGAUUCGGACCUCAAGGCCAUCCAGGCUGAGCUCUUUGAGAAGAACAAGGUGGGGGGACCUGGACCUGGCCCUGCCUUCUUCCCAGGACUGGCAGACCUCAAGCAUGUGCACACCAAGCUGAAGAAGCAGUACCAGGAGAAGAUGGCAGAACUGGCCCAUGCAAACCGGCUGGAGCAACAUGAGGGUGAGGUCAAGAAGCUGAGGCUGCGGGUGGAGGAACUGAAGAAGGAGCUGGCCCAAGCUGAAGAUGAGCUGGAUGAAGCCCAUAAUCAGGCUCGGAAGCUGCAGAGGUCCCUAGAUGAGCAGACAGAGCACAGUGAGAAUCUGCAAGUGCAACUGGAGCAUCUGCAGUCGAGGCUCCGCCGGCAGCAGAACGCCCCGCUCUUUGGAAAGAUCCGGAGUUCUCGGUUUGGAACUGAAGAACCUGGGGAUGGUACGAGUGACCUGGAUGAGGAUGAGGACCUACAGAUCCAAGUCCCUUAGUACAAGGGAAGGAGGAGGGAAGGGCCAGCUUGCAUCAGGGAACGUUACUUGGGCCAACUCUCCAGGAACUGCAGCUGGUCCUUUUUAGUGUCGACAGCCCUGGGCCUGGGCUCUGAGAGCCAGGACAAAGCGGGAAGCUGCUUGGAACUUGGCCCUUGCCAGGUUGAGGGUAGGGUGCACCCUACUCAGGACAGGCAAAGGUGAUCCAGUAGAGCCACUUGGCCAGAUCUCAUUCCCCUUGUCUCCCAGCCGAUUCCUCCUGCUCCUCUUCCUGUCCUUUCUCCCCUAGCCUCCACCCUGCUACCCUCAACCUUCAGCAAAAUCAGCAAGGACAUAGUAAACAUAAGAUGAUGACUUUAUUGGGCCAUUAAAAAGCAAAGUGGGAGCUGAGACUGACCAGGGCCCUGCCUAUCCAAUUCCCUAAGAAGGUGGGAAACGUGUUCUAUUAUACAUAUAUAUAAUAUUAUAUAUACAUGCAUGCAUGCAUAUAUGCAUGUGUGUACUUGUACCUGUUUUAUUUUUAUAAACAUAUGAACUAAGGGAGAGGCUGGCUGCUGUUAAGAGGAUUUGGGGAUUUACCUCAGACUCCUCUCCCCAUUCUGGGGUACUCUUUUGGACUUUUGCAUGAAAGAAGAAAGCCAGGAAGCCAUUGGGAAGACCACCCCCAGCCCAGCUCCAGGGGCCUGAUGGGACAGAGGAGUGGGUCAACAAGCACAUUUUUACAAAUCCAAACUUUUUUUUAAUAAA